Molecule: messenger RNA, 1787 nt
Organism: Myxocyprinus asiaticus (Chinese sucker)
Lineage: Eukaryota; Metazoa; Chordata; Actinopteri; Cypriniformes; Catostomidae
Gene: mrpl58
Product: mitochondrial ribosomal protein L58
Exons: 6
Coding region: 202-798 (198 amino acids)
Biological process (GO): mitochondrial translational termination
Cellular component (GO): mitochondrial large ribosomal subunit
Molecular function (GO): translation release factor activity
Source: RefSeq, a predicted model, not a curated record
UUGAUUAAACCAGAAUAUGUUAGCACAACUGGAAGCAUACUUAAGCAAAUAUAACUAACCAGCAUCAAUUACCUUCGUGUUAUCAAUGACUAACAUAACGAGGAGGAAUUAUUUAAAACAAACGGCAUAAAUACAGCGUUGCUUUUGUCUCAAAUACCCGGAUGCUUUGCACGCGCACGUCAAUAGUACUUCAGUUGCAACAUGGCGGCCUCCAUGCUGACAAGUUUAUGUUUCUUUCAGUUUACCAAGCUAACAUGUUCGAGGGAUGUGUACCGUCGUUUGGUAACCGUAUUUCAUAAUGACAAAAUGCGAGCGAGGCGUUGUAUUGGCUAUAGUCAUUCGCACAUGUAUACAACCUCACAUUUUACACAGAACGAUCGGCUUUCACGCAUCCCAGUCGAUAAACUGAAGAUAACAUAUAGUCGGAGCAGUGGACCAGGUGGUCAACAUGUCAACAAGGUCAGUACAAAGGCAGAGGUCCGUUUCCACGUUCAAACAGCUGAGUGGAUUCCAGAAGAAGUAAGGAGAGAGAUUCUCUUGAAGAAUAAAACUCGUGUAAACAAAGCAGGAGAGUUAAUUGUGACUUCAGAGAUUAGCAGAAGCCAGCAGAGAAACCUGGAAGACUGCAUUCAGAAGAUCUCAGAAAUUAUUACUGAGGCUAGUCAGCGGCCUCCAGAGCCAUCUGCUGAGGAUAUCGCCCUGAGGGCUCAUAGGUUGGAGAAAAGAAAUUUGGAACGACUUAAACAGAAGAAGAUACAUGCUACAACAAAACAUGCAAGACGAGUUGACUUUGACUGAUCCAUUAACAUUAAUGUUUCUUCACAGGGGAAUUCCAUAUAUAAACUUUUUUAGAAACUGUCAAAUGAAACAUUGCAAAAGUACAAAAGUGGUGUUUUCUUUUGCUGUACAUAAUGCAUAUAGGUAAGUGUGGCCUUCAAGCCCACCAAAAUUAGACAUGUUUUCAGACAAUUUUAUUUAUUUUUACAGAAACACAUGGAUAAAAUUGAAUAUUAAUCUAUCAUUUGAGAAUAUAUUAAACUCUCUUCCAUAUGUCAAUUUCUGUCAUUUUUAAAAUCUAAAAUAAAAAUAUAUAAUCAAAUAUGUGAAAUGUCUGACACUGGGGACAUUGUCUGAUUAAUUGAUAAAAUAUUUAUGUUUUUAAUUGUUUCAGCUGGGAAAACAACCAAUUAAUUGUAUAAUACCAUUUAACAUUUAUAACAACAAAAUGAUGAAUUCUUUAACAUAUAAAAUACAUCUUGUGCUUUUGCAUCCUUUUGAUACAUUAAAGUCUCGUCUUGUGUUCCGUGAAAGGAAUAAAGUCAUAGGUAGACUUGGGACAUAUGAGGUAAAUGUUGCAGUUACUCUCACAGUAACUGGAGAUGUUUGUGUGUGUGUGUAGUUCUAGGUAAAAUAAGAAAAAGCAUUCAGAAGUAAUAACAUUACUAUUGGAAUUAGCAGAAAUAAAUAUAAACCAUCAAGAUACUGCAAAUCAUGUUAUUCUUACAUUACACCAACUAAAAUGUGACAGCAAAGUAUAUUAUCUGCAAUUAUUUGCUGUAUGAACAUAAUUAUAUCAUAUGCAUGUAAUUGCAUAUUGUCCUGAGAUGAAUAGAAUUGACAGCAGUACAAAGUAACUUCAACUAAAAUAUAUUGUUAAUAUAUAUGGAAUAAUAUUAUGCAUUCUUCAUAGAUCUCUCAUAUAGGAACUAUGCUGCAAAUAUGGAAAUAAAAAAUUUCAAAUGACACAUUAAAUGCAGAAUUCAACUAUUGUAAUGAAGAUUAAAAUA